This is a messenger RNA of Aedes albopictus (Asian tiger mosquito), 1709 nucleotides long. RefSeq lists its product as uncharacterized. Gene Ontology annotation, molecular function: protein binding. The transcript has 2 exons. The record is from RefSeq and is a predicted model, not a curated record. Bases 109 to 1113 code for a protein of 334 amino acids. Lineage: Eukaryota; Metazoa; Arthropoda; Insecta; Diptera; Culicidae.
CUCCCUUCCUAAGACAUAUUUAGAACGAGCCUUAUCGCGAAUUCACGGAGCCCCGUUUAAAGUAAUCAUUUGAAUUUUGGUCGUCUUCAAGCGUGUAGUCGAUUUAAGAUGCUGUGCUGGCAAACAUCAGUUUGGUUUUUCCUUCCAAUUGCAACUGCAAUUGCCUUUCAUUAUGAAUGUGCUCCGUACUCAGUGAGAUCCGUGUGCCGAAUUGAGUACAUUUCCUAUCAGCCUGGCGACCAAAUCUCGUUUCCUGCGGGCUACCAGCACUACUACAUCAAACAAAAAUCAAUGAGAGUAUCCAGUUUCAAUGUAACUAUCUUUGACCAGCAGCUCUACGAAGCAAUGCACCGACCAACUGGAAUUGAAAUGACCAGCACGAGAUUGGAGGAGCUAAUACUGCCAACUGAACUGCUUCUAGGAGACUUUAGCAGCAAUCAUAUCGAAACAGUGAAUACUACAAACGGAGAGAAUUUUCUUAUCACCUAUCUAGAUCUAUCGUCCAAUAUGAUAAGAAACGUGGACUUUGUCAGUCCCUUAGUAAAUCUAGAAGUGUUGCAUUUGGGACAUAACUCAAUUGAAGCUAUCCCCGGUUCAGCACUGAGUACACUGACGAAGCUCAAAUAUUUGUAUCUGCAGAGCAAUUAUUAUAUUACCUCGAUUCCCUGGAGCGAUAUACCACGAAGCAUAAUUCACUUGGAUUUCGACAGAGAUGGCCUUACAGAGGUAGUCUUUACGAACAUUGGUCUCCCGUCGUUGGAAUAUUUGAACAUUCGACACAACGAGCUUUUAACGAUCAAUAUUACUGAAUUGCUACGGGCCAUCCCUAACCUCAAGGAAGCACAUCUCUAUAAUAGCGGCCUGGGUGAAGAACAGAUGCGUAAAAUUUAUGCUGACCUAACGGCAAACAAUAUCAGUUUCACUAACCCAUUCGAUAGGUGUCAAGAUGACGAGCAAUAUAGCAUGACAUAUGGAGAUUGCAUAAAACGGCAGGAAGCAGAUCCAUUCUUGACAUCUCGCUUGCGAGGUGUACUGUUGUCGCUCGUAGUUGUAGCAACUGCGCUGGUUUUUGUGUGCAUGGUACUGCUAGUGUUCAAGCACAUGAACCGGUGACGAGGAGAAAAUAAAAACCAUCGGAAUGCUUAUCAACUACAUAUAGUGCAGAAGUUAUUCUUUGUCUCAACUUGUAUUGAUAAUGACAGCUAAUCUCGAAAAUGUUUGUCUGCGUCAAAACGGAGGCCAUAGUUGUUGUGUACUUUUCAACAAUCAAUUAUUAUGAAUUCAAUAUCAAAACUGCAAACCUUACUGUACAAAACGCAAACGUAGCAUCCACCAUUGGGUUUGGUUAGGAAACAAUAUCAUGUUAAAGUGAAGCUUGAGCUGUUUGAUGGUGACAGAUCGUUUAACAAUAAUGCAAAACUUAUUAGCUAGAAAUUGCAACUCAAAAAUUGCAAUGCAUGGCUUGGAAAUUUAUGUUCUGUUAUUAUAGUUAUAGUUCUGUUACAGUCUAGCAUGUUCUGUUCAAGUUGAGGCUAAUCUACAUAUGUCGCGUAGGGUGAAUUGUCCAACAAAUGCAGAACGCGAUAUUGCCAUUAAUGUUGUCCGAUAGUUAAAAUUUGAUUAUGUGGCAGUACCCAAGGCAUAUGUGUAUGUAUUACCAUUAAGCUUUGCUUGGGGAAGCCAAAUAAAUGUAAAUACCAAGUAACAAA